CCUCCGAUGUGGAUCAGUAAUUGACAAUAUCGUCAUAUUAUCUGAAAGCUCAACGAUCCUGUUGACAAAUCAUUUGGAUUGUGGAUCACCAGUGUGCUUUUAGAAGAUAGCAAUUCGAUAAAAUGUCAAGGAAUGGGAAUUCACCUUCAUAAAUUAAUGCAAUUUUAUGACUGGAGGUUAAUUUCAGCAUCAUGCUGAGAAAGAACUUACUGAAGCUUUUUAAGCUUGGUGGUUCCAGUGGUAAACCAGAUGUGUUUGUCGAGGUACUGGUGCUUAAUGUGAUGGCACCAAAACGUUUAACGCGAAGAGAUUUAUUACAAAUAUCUCUGGGCAGCCUCAUCCUCAUUGUUAUCGCUUUUAUUAUCACAUACAGCGUUAUACUCUACCAAGUUGAUCGAAAAAUGCACAUCGCCCGGAAACGAGCUUCUCUCGAUCUUCAAAAUAGUCGCGCUAAACGAGUGAAAUUUAAGGCUAGAGAUUCUAAUUUACAAACAAUUACCAGUGAUGACCAGUUGACUGGCAAGACACAGAUGCGGAUACCAAUAUGGAAUCCUGGUGAGUAUGAUAGAAAGCCAUCAGAUAUGCCCAAAUGUGUCGCCACCGCUAAAUUUCUAGUCCUUAUUACCACAGCACCUGGGAACAUAGAUCGCAGAACAGCUAUCAGAAAAACAUGGUGUAAUCCUUAUGCUUCAGAGCAUUCGAAGGAUUCGUGGCAGUGUGUGUUUUUGAUAGGUGCCAGUAAUAAUCAAAGCAUGAUGGAAUCGGUGGCGCGAGAAAAAGCUCACUAUCAGGAUAUUCUUCAUGGCAGCUACAUAGAUUCUUAUAGAAAUCUCACCUACAAAGUUUUUAAUUCGUUUACGUGGAGUCGGACCUAUUGUCCUCUAGAAUAUGUUAUGAAAACAGACGAUGACUGUUUUGUAAAUACGAAACUUGUUUACAGGUUUCUAACAACUCACAACACAAAGACAACAAAUCUGUACGUUGGCAAAAUAUUUUUAGAAGUGGAUAAACGAGAAGUUAUACGAAAUAAUUUUAGUAAAUGGAAAGUCUCGAAAGACGAUUAUGCGGCUAAUACCUAUCCUCCGUACGCUAGCGGUACAGGUUAUAUCAUGUCUCAGGAUGUUAUCGCAAAGGUUGUGGACGAAUGUCGUUAUCAUACUCCCAUUCCUGUAGAAGAUGCCUACACGGGGAUUGUGAUAGACGCCUUACGUGUAGAUCCUAAAACAAGUGCUCGAUUUAUGCCGUUUAGUUCCGGUUUAUCAAUAUGUAAUUAUUUGUAUAUGUUCGUAACUCAUAAUGUCGAACCUGAUCGCCAGUCUGUCAUGCAUCAUAAUAUGUUGAUAGCCAAGUCCAAAUGUCCGGGUGAUGAAGAAGAAACAACUUGGUUUUAAGGAUGUCCGUUUCUCAUUGCAUACUGGUUUUAUUUUUUUUAAUUAAGUGCUUAUUGACAAUAUAAAAGAUGAAGACUGUUGUUGGUGCAUGCUGGAAGUUUGAUAUUUGAUGCCAGGGUUGUUGGUGCAUGCUGGAGGUUUUCAUUAAGAAGAUUUUAGAUGCCAGGGGCCUGUUUUACGAAAUUUUAAUUAAGAUAAAAUCCAAAUUUUACUAAUUUGAUUGGAUAAUAUUAGAUUGAUUUUUGUACUUAGCCAAUCAAAUGUGAAGUAUCUAUUAAAAUUUUGAUUUUAUCUUUAGUUAAGAUUUCGGGAAACAGUGCCCAGAGACUCAGAGUUAUUUUCAUUCCUGCGAUAUUUCAGCUUGUUAUCCUCUUUUAAUACGUGUAACUUGUAAUUGUCAGUUUAAGUAGGUCAUCAUCUACAUGUAAUAAAAGGUUGGGUGUUGGAUAUACAUUUCGCUAUUACAGGUCACAUGUUAUAUGUACAUGAAAGCAACCGUUCAACUGUAAAGCAAGUCAUUAAAAUGUAUGUCAAUGCAACAGUUUAAAUCAUAAUAGUCAGUCGUAACAAUGCAAAAUAGUAGCUCAAUAAAUAGUUUAAAAUUAUUCAUCAUGAUAUACGCUUCAAUAAUUCCUCACAAUCCUCAUGUACAUUACGUCAACUUUAGAUUGAGAAAUUUCAUUUGAAUUUUGAUCCUUUCAGUUUUUGUAUUAUCGGAUGAAUUUAUUAAAUGUAAAAUACUUUCAAGUCUACCUCCUACCUUUACAAGUGAUUCAUAAUUUAUAAAGUAUGAAAUUUUAAAAUCCCUUUUUCUCAUUAAUGCAUAUACAUGUAACGUAACAGUAUGGUGUGGUGAUAACAGAUUUAUUUUCUGUCUAUGCUAAAAGACAAGAUAUGAAGGAUUGUGAAGGUAUGAUUUGUGAUGAAGGUACAUGAAUGUGUACAGAUAUGAAUAUUGAUGGUAUUUGUUCAAACUAUAACAUUAAAUUUUAAAUACCAUCACAAUUCAUGCCUGUACCUUCAUCACAAUUCAUACAUUCGCAAUCCUUCAUUUGUAAACCUUUUAGUACGUGUAUAGACAAAAAAAAUACUUGAGAGGGGUUCAUUUUAAACAAUAACACAGAUAUAGGUCUGAAAGCUCAAACACUCUACCCAUAGAAAAUAUUACCUCGUAACCUUAGUAACCAAGAAAAUAUUGAUAUUUGGUCCAAAUUAAUAUUUCUAUGGGUAAAGCUAAACAGUACUGCCAGUCAAAACAUAUAAGGAUCUUUUUAUAUAUACAUGUACAUUGUUUCAGAUGUAGAUAAUGUACUAUAAUAAUAUAACACAAGGUACAAUUUUAUGGAUACACAAUUACUCAGUUUAAUACUGAUUAUAAGCUAUUAGUAUUGAACUGCGUAAUUUUGUGGAUACACAAUUACUCAGUUUAAUACUAAGCUAUUACUAUUAAACUGAGUAAUUGUGUAUCCACAAAAUUGUUCAAUUACUAAAUGCCAAUCAAAGAAGAUAUAAUAAUAUAUACUAAUACUUUAAAAUAUGAUGCAAUAUUUGUAAAUAUUAAAAGCUGAAAUUGUUAAAAACAAAGAAUCAGAUACUUUGAUAAUACAUGUAACAAUUCACUGGUCCUAUUAAUGAUAUACAUGUCCACAGAUGCAUUAACGUGUACCUCGUUGGUUUUCUCCGGGUCCUCCGGCUUCCUCCCACUGAUAAAGACCCCUACGUGCAAGCGAAUUAUUGAAAUAAAAUUGAACCAUAUGUAAGUCCUAAAAUGACCUAGAUUGUGUCAAGUGAACGUUAAACCCCAUUUCUCUCUCUCUCGCAUUAACUUGUGUCGUAAUUGUGAGUGCAUUUGGUUUUAAUUUUAAUCAGCUUUUGGGAAGAGAAUUUAUUAAGAAGGCAUUGUGAAGGUGUAUACGGUUAUUACACACAGCUUUCUUGCAUGAAAUCUAUGUGAACUUAAUUUACACUGAGUUUAACCCCAACAUUUACGUUUUUUCAAUCUUACCAUGUAUAGGGGUAAAUUUUACACAAUUUACAAAA
Patella vulgata (common limpet) is the source of this 3431-nucleotide messenger RNA. RefSeq names its product beta-1,3-galactosyltransferase 5. The record is from RefSeq and is a predicted model, not a curated record. The transcript has 2 exons. The coding region runs from base 192 to 1391 and encodes 399 amino acids. Gene Ontology annotation, cellular component: membrane. Gene Ontology annotation, molecular function: N-acetyl-beta-D-glucosaminide beta-(1,3)-galactosyltransferase activity. NCBI's taxonomy places the organism in Eukaryota, Metazoa, Mollusca, Gastropoda, Patellidae.